CUCCUACCUCGAGUCAUUUCCUAAUUGUGUAAUUGACUUGCUCACAGCCUUUGCGUAUGAAAUCAUUGCCCUCCCCAGGAAUAGGUGCCGGGGACUAAGCCUACAUGGAUUUGCCUGAGGCCUGCCCCUUCUCCUGCACCGUCCCUGACUGACUGACUGCCUCCUGCCUGCUCCUUUUUAUCUUCUCUUUUCUCCUUCCUGGUAAUCUACCCUCCCCUUCUCUGUAAUUCCACCCGCCCCAGAAGCAGACGGGGCGGUGACCUUAAUGCACAGAUAUAUAUAUCACCUAAAAGGAGCCAAGAUGCUUUUCCACCAUCAUCUGUGUCAACUUGCCCAGGAGGCGGACGAAGAGAGGAGCACACUUGACAGCAUACUAUGGCUUCUGUUUGGGUACCAGCGACCUUCACUGCGGUGGUCCUUUUGCUUUCUGGGGGAUGCUAUGCCAGUUCUUCAGGUUCCUGGUGCUACGACAGCCUAAUCUGUGGACCUGACACGUGGUCAUCCCAAGGUCAUUGCAAUGGCAAGAGGCAAUCUCCCAUCGAUAUUGUCACCAGCAGUGUCAGGCAUAACCCCAAACUGGGUGCAGUGACUCUCACCGGCUACAACGACACCAAAAAACUGCUGGAAAUGAAGAACACUGGGAAAACAGUGGACAUAGAACUGGGCGAAGGUCUCCAGCUGAGCGGCCCUGGGCUUCCGGCUACAUACACAGCCAAGGCCUUUCACCUCCACUGGGGAGAUGGAGUCCAUAAACCCGGAUCAGAGCACUACAUAAACGGCGAACGGUACUCUAUGGAGUUACACAUCGUGCACACCAAAAACAACACGAGUGUAUCGGAAGCCUUGAAGGACCCACAGGGCAUUGCUGUGCUAGCAUUCUUUGUCCAGGGCUAUGAGAAGGCACAAGGCAAGACAGCUGAAGCAUGGGAAUCGUUUAAAAAGAAGCUGAAGGAUGUUGAGGAAAAGGGUGAAGAGACAAAAUUCGAUGGCAGCUUCUCUCUCCAGGACUUGCUGGGCCGCCCGGAGCUUGACCGCUAUUACCGGUACCCUGGGUCCCUCACCACCCCCGGGUGUGACGAGGUUGUGCUGUGGACCAUCUUUGCCGACCCCAUUCUGGUGUCGGAAGACGUGGUGCAUGCUUUUCCGAAUGAGCUUCAUUCAACAGACUCCUCCACUGGGCCCCAUAUUGAGAACAACUACCGCCCUCUGCAGAACAUUGGGGACCGGAAAGUGGAAUCGUCUGCCGCUUUGAAGCACAAAUCUGCUGCCUCGAUAGCCUCUCCGCCAGUAGGGCUCCUCCUCUUCAUUUCUGUGGCUACUCUUGCAUCCUUCUUACCUGCAUAAAGGCUGGAGGUGGGUGGGUGGAUGUAGGAACCACAUGGAGGAAGAGUCGACAUGAUCUCCAGAGAGGCC
This is a messenger RNA of Podarcis muralis (Common wall lizard), 1413 nucleotides long. Its product is annotated as carbonic anhydrase 4-like. Gene Ontology annotation, cellular component: plasma membrane. Lineage: Eukaryota; Metazoa; Chordata; Lepidosauria; Squamata; Lacertidae. Gene Ontology annotation, molecular function: carbonate dehydratase activity; zinc ion binding. The record is from RefSeq and is a predicted model, not a curated record.